AAAAGAAAGAAAGAGGUGUGCGAGGGAAAUCAAUGGCGGAAGCUAGCGGAGUGAAGAGAAUGAAGCUAGGAAGCCAAGGGCUUGAGGUCUCGGCUCAAGGCCUUGGUUGCAUGGGCCUCUCAACCUUGUACGGUGCUCCCAAGCCCGAAACUGACGCUAUCACUCUUCUCCACCACGCAAUUGAUACCGGCGUUACUUUCCUAGAUACCUCCGACAUCUACGGUCCUGAGACCAACGAGCUGCUUCUCGGAAAGGCUCUGAAGAAUGGGUUUAGGGAAAAAAUAGAGCUUGCUACCAAAUUUGGAAUCAUUUACGGAGAGGGGGAGAGAGAGAUAAAGGGAGAUCCUGCUUAUGUUAGAGCUGCUUGUGAGGCAAGUUUGAAGCGCCUUGAUGUGGAUUGCAUUGAUCUUUAUUACCAGCAUCGGAUUGAUACUCGUGUCCCUAUCGAAAUCACUAUGGGAGAACUGAAGAAGCUAGUUGAAGAAGGUAAGAUAAAGUACAUUGGUUUGUCUGAAGCCUCUGCCUCAACUAUCAGAAGAGCACAUGCUGUUCACCCCAUAACAGCGGUGCAGCUAGAGUGGUCUUUGUGGACUAGAGACGGGGAAGAAGAUAUCAUUCCUACCUGCAGGGAGCUUGGGAUUGGGAUUGUUGCUUACAGUCCUCUAGGACGUGGCUUCUUCGCUGCUGGACCAAAACUUGUUGUAAAGCUGGACAAUGAUGACUUCAGAAAGAGACUACCAAGAUUCAAACAGGAAAACUUAGACCACAAUAAGAUUCUCUACGACAAGGUUUGUGCAAUGUCUGAGAAGAAAGGUUGCACUCCUGCACAACUAGCCCUGGCAUGGGUUCACCACCAGGGAGAUGAUGUUUGCCCCAUCCCAGGAACCACUAAGAUCGAAAACCUCAAUCAGAACAUUGGAGCUUUAUCUGUGAAACUCACUCCUGAUGAGAUGGCUGAGCUCGAGACCAUCGUCCAGCUAGAGUCUGUGAAAGGAGAAAGAUACGCUAACAUGACGGCCACUUUCAAGAACUCAGAUACUCCACCAUUGUCUUCUUGGAAAACCACAUAAACCAGUUGAGUGCAUUACACUGAAGCAGCCUUAAGUUCUGUGUCAGUCAGAUGAAGGUAACUGAUGUGUUGCGUCUUUCAGAGUCGAUUAUCAAACCCAAAUGUCAGUGUGAAUGUAUUGUAAAAUAAAUAAAUUAUGUAUAGCGUAGUUCCCCAUGUGAAAACUUCAAUCUACAUCUCCAUACAUUGUGACCAAGCUCUAUAAAUAAACGUCUGUUCUAUGCAAACGUUUACUGCCGCCACU
Messenger RNA from Brassica oleracea var. oleracea, 1313 nucleotides. Its product is annotated as probable aldo-keto reductase 3. The record is from RefSeq and is a predicted model, not a curated record. The transcript is spliced from 5 exons. Bases 33 to 1070 code for a protein of 345 amino acids. Gene Ontology annotation, cellular component: cytoplasm. NCBI's taxonomy places the organism in Eukaryota, Viridiplantae, Streptophyta, Magnoliopsida, Brassicales, Brassicaceae.